UAGUCAACCUAAGUAACAGUGAGCAGAGAGGACAUUCUCUUCAGUCACAGAUCAAGCAGAGAUCAGAACAACAAAAGGCUGUGGAAAGUCAGCUGUCAGAGAAGAGAAUGGAAAUUCUGAAGUUAAAUUCAGCCAUGCAUGAAAUGGAAGAAAAGCUUUUCAAACGUGCUUCAACUACACAACACCAGAUCACAAGUGAUCUCAGAAAUCAAAUCAGUUUUCUCCAUCAACAAGUACGUGAGAAAGAGCUACUCUCUGAACAAGAUCGCUUACUGAGGAGCAAAAUGAUGGCUGACUGUGCAAGAUUGGCGAAUGAGAACAAUGCACUACAGAUUCAGUUGCUGGAACUGAACAAACAGCAGGAUAUACAGAGAGCUCUUAAAGAAGAGGGUUACAUCCACGAUUCUUCCAGCUUUGCUCAUCUUUUGAGUGUAAAAGACAGAGAAGGACAGCUAAACUCUGAGGUCAAAUGGCAACAAGAACUCCUGGAGCUUGAGAAGAGCAAUUUCAAGGACAUCAUGGAGCAGAUCACCAUGUUAAAUAAGGACAGUAAAUUUCAAGACUUGAGUUCCACCACUAUAAGCAGUCGAAUUGCUGAGAUGCGUGCAAUUUUGGCCAAAGAAGAUCAUAUUAAUACCGAACUGAGAAGAGACAAGGCCUUACUGGUUGAUCAUGUAUCUAAUUUACAAACACAGUUGGGAAGUAAAGAUGAUGAGCUGCUUCAGAUCUUCUCAAAAAUAGCGGCGCUUGAAGAGAGAAUGUCUGUGUUGAAAUCUCAACAGUCUUUGGAUAAAAUAUUGCAUUCAGAAAGAUGGAAGGAGAUUUUUGAUAUGACCAGCUCUAUGAAAACACUGACAACAUCAAUAGCUGAUUCGUCACUCUCCAGCAGAAAAUAAUAGUACAUAUCUGGUAUAUAUCAGUGCCUUUUUUUCCAUGCUAGCUGGAAUUGACUUUUUGUGUUUCUGGAAAAAAAAUAUUAGCCGUACAGUUUUAGAUUUCAAGCUAUGCUCAUCCUUCUUUUCAAAACUGAAAAACAUUUAAAGUAUAUUUAUAUAUAUUAAGCGCCUCUAAAUAUUCCAUAAGUGUAUAUUUUUAGUUUAAUGAUCAUUAAACAUAUAAAAUAUAUAAACAGG
Bombina bombina (fire-bellied toad) is the source of this 1133-nucleotide messenger RNA. RefSeq lists its product as uncharacterized. The transcript has 6 exons. NCBI's taxonomy places the organism in Eukaryota, Metazoa, Chordata, Amphibia, Anura, Bombinatoridae. The record is from RefSeq and is a predicted model, not a curated record. The coding region runs from base 108 to 896 and encodes 262 amino acids.